Messenger RNA from Medicago truncatula (barrel medic), 2084 nucleotides. RefSeq lists its product as uncharacterized. Gene Ontology annotation, cellular component: histone deacetylase complex; chromatin. The transcript is spliced from 4 exons. Gene Ontology annotation, biological process: negative regulation of transcription by RNA polymerase II. The record is from RefSeq and is a predicted model, not a curated record. Bases 150 to 1841 code for a protein of 563 amino acids. Gene Ontology annotation, molecular function: transcription corepressor activity. Lineage: Eukaryota; Viridiplantae; Streptophyta; Magnoliopsida; Fabales; Fabaceae.
CAAUCUUCCUCUUCCAUUUCUUUGUUCUUUUUAUUAAACAAAAUAAAGAAAAAACAUUCAUACAGAAGAAACUAGAAUCCAUUGUUUAUUUGCUCGACCAAAAUGAAGAAGAAGAAGCCACUGUUUCUUUGUCAUACAGGCCUCAAGAUAUGUUGGGCCGGCUCAGUGAAGAACCCGACUCAAGUCAAUUAAACUUCAAAACCCUCAUUUCAGCUCUGUCGCCGCAAAUACAACAAAUUCCCUUCAAGAUGAAGAAGCUCUCAGUUGGUGAUGCAUUAUCGUUACUCGCAGCAGUAAAACGUAGGUUUGGAUAUGAGAAAAGGGAAAAAUAUGGAUCAUUUCUACAAAUUAUGAAGGAUUUCAAGGCUGAAAGAAUUGAUGCUAGGGAUGUCAAAUUAAGAGUGUACGAAUUGUUGGACGGCCAUGAAGAUUUAAUUUCGAGAUUCAACAUCUUCUUGCCAACUGAAUAUGAAAUCAAACUUCCAUUAGAUCGAGACGAUGAUGAUGAUGAACAACAAGAAGGUCGUAUGUUAGAGACAAAAGAUGCAUUUGCUUUUCUCGAGAAAGUAAAAGAUGUGUUUCAUGAUAAGAAUAGGGAAAAGUAUGAUGAGUUUUUAGAAAUUGUUAAGGAUUUUAAGUUUCGGAGAAUUGAUAUAAGUGUUGUCGCGGCAAGAGUGAAUGAGCUGUUUCAAGGGCAUACAGAUUUAAUUUUUGGAGUCAAUGCCUUCUUGCCAAAGAAAUAUCGAAUCACAACUUCAGUUCAGCUGGACACUGGGGAAGUAAUGAAUAACAUCCAAGAUGGUUGUAAAAUUUCAUGGGAUAUGCUUGAUGUCAUUUCCAGAGAUCUAGAUUUCGAUGACCUCUUUCAAUUCGCUGGGGUGUGCAAGAAUUGGAGGGAAUUUCAUAAAAUUUAUUGGAAAAAGUUCUUGGCACUCCAGGAACCAUUACUUAUUCAAAAGUCUUCCCAUGAUAAGAAAUCCUUUUCCUUCAUCAGCAUAGCUGACCGAAAAGUUUAUCACUCGAAGACGAUCAAUCAAUUCUGGCACGUUGCAUAUUCUGGCUGUUCUAGCGGUUAUUUGAUCAUGACAGGGGACAAUAAUUCUUUUCUGCUAUUGAAUCCAUUUACAAGAAGAAAGAAGGUAAUCAAUACAUCAACCUUUAAAGUCAAUUCUUCUUAUUUUGCUUACCAUGUCUUACUUGCUUUUGGCAAAGGCUCGGAGGAAUUUGUCUUAGUCGCUUCAUGUAAAAGAUCUGGCAGUUUGUAUGUCUAUCAGUCUCGAAAUUUGGGUUGGGUUACAUAUUCAACAAUGGAAAGUCCAUGGAAGGUUGUUGACUUUGUUGUUUUGCAUCAUACUAUAUACGUUGUCACUGACAAGGCCAACAUAGGUGUACUUGACUUGAAUUCCACAAAUAUAAAAUUUUUAGAACUGAAGAGUACACCCGAUGUAACAUCUACCUCACUCCUCAGGAUGGUUAGUUGUGAUGGACAACUUUUAUUGAUUCAUAUUGCUUCUGAGGAAAUAUUGAAUGUAUACAAGAUAGACUUCUCAACCAUGAAUUAUAUCAAGCUGGAAACUUUGGGUGACAUUGCAUUAUUUUAUGCUUCCGGGGAAUACUUCAAUGCAUUGAGCAACCCGAGAAGGUGGGGUUUUGAAAGCAACUCUUUGUAUGCCAUCAAUCUUUCAUCCACAACAUGUAUAGUGUGUUUAGGGGAUGAUAACGAACUGCCAAAAUACAUUAAGGAUGAUAGAUUUCGAGUUCCUCCGAAGGAAAAUGCCUACUUGCUGGAUUGGUGUUUUAGACAUCUACAGUAUGAGGUGGAUCUUUCGCCAGAUGAGUAACCUGGUUAUUCACAUUGUAGCUUGUGAUAUUUGCUUUUGGACCAUGUUUUUUAUGUUUCCCUUUUGUUUUCCAAUAAUUUGACUAGAAUGAAAAAACAUGUCAUGGUGUAUGGUUUCAACAUUAGAGAACGAUUGAGAUAAAUAGUUUUGAAGUGGAUGCUGAUAUCGUUAAACGACUGAACCAACUUCUAUGGUUGUGUUUUGUUUUGAAAGCAUAAAGUUUAACAUUUCCUAUUUUUUCUC